CAGCAGCAGCAGCAGCAGCAGCAGCAGGUGGUGCGCCAACCGAUUGUUGUGAGCGCUCGGAGUCGUAGUUUACUAGUCUCAAGGGGUGAGAGUGCACCAUGAAGCCUAUAACCAGACACUGGGAGAGCAGUCUCUUUCACAAGAUCACCAUUUCAAACUUCCUCUCCCUGCUGACAUCUUGAGGUAGUGUACAGAAGUGACAGCAAAAUCCUGACGGCCAUGGAGAUAAAAUCCUGGUUUGUCAUUUGGUUGUAUAUCCUGUCCCUGUUUGCACAAAAAACCUUGUGUGACAGCAAACUUCUCCAGAAGGUACAGGAAAUCAAAGGAUGCACCCAUGGUUCUUGCAAAGGCAAAUUUCCAGUAAGCAGUGACUCUCCUAAUAUGAUGGAUAAUCGAACGUUUUCUGCUGCUCGUUGCUUUUGUGAUGACGAGUGCCACUUGUAUCGUGAUUGCUGCCCUGACAAAGUUACAGAGGUGGAGCUACAACAGGAACCUAUGUCUCCCAUCCUGUGGGACUGUGCAGGGUGGCAGAAUGGAUCAAAUCCUCACACACUAUAUAUGGUGAGAUCAUGUCCAUUUCAAGACAGAUUUUCAAAACUCUGCACACUUGAAGGUAUUCCAGAAGAAAAAUAUGACUACAAAUUUGAUGUUCCUGUGUUGAACACCAGAACAGGUGUCUGGUAUCAGAACAUUUUUUGUGCAAUAUGUCACAAUCAAGAUGAUGAUUUAGCAUCACUGACUUUAAAAUUUGAUUGUACAGACAAUCUUACAGUGAACCAGGCAAUAACUCAUGGGCACUAUGAACCACACAAUCUUACGUGGAAAAUGAUAAAUGAUGUUGAAAGUCCAAUGUGUAAAUUAAAUGUAGUGCUAGCUGAUGAUGGUGGUAUCACGAAAGGCAGUAGACGCUGUAUAAAACAUGAACACAAAUGUGCUGCAAAUUGGACUGACAUUGCAGUAAAAAAAUUGUGCCAUUCCUAUUCAUUUAUUGUAUAUACUCUUAAAUUUGGCAAUAGACGUAAGUAUUACAAGAAUCCCCAUUGUGCUCUUUGCAACUAUGUGGAACCUGAAGAAAUGAAAUGCUUCAUUGAUGUAUCACACAGAGCUCAUCGUUUACCAUCCUUGAGCUUAGUACUGGAAUUAAACUGGGAUCCAGAUUCCCAAACCAUGCAGCAAGCAAACUGCCAGUUGCCUCAUGGAGUAUAUGACCCAUUGCACAAGAAAUGCAUGCGAAUAGAAGAUGCUUGUGGUGAUGACUACAUGUUUGAAGAUGGAAAAUGUAUCCCCAAUCCAGACUGUCAAAAAAGGAAGACAAGGAGCCACACAAAUCAAAGCAGUAUUUUAAGUGUUUCUUGCUUUGUAAUAACACUUGCACCAAAUGAAUAUAUUCUUGUAAAUGACAGCAUUCAGCUGACUCUGAAUACUUCUACUGCAGUGAUACCAAAUGGAUUGUUUGAGAUUUUUGACAAUGGUUAUGCAAAAGUCUGCAAUGUAUUUGACAUUCCUUAUUCUAAGGACAUAUUUAAAGGAUACGUGUCAACUGUGUGUCUUUCAUUAUCAGUGAUUUGCCUCAUAUUACAUAGUGCCAUAUUCUGUUUAGUUCCAAAACUGCGCAAUCUUCCAGCUAUGAACCUCUUUUCCCUGACAACAGCACUACUUCUUGUACAGUUAAUAUUUCUGUUGGGUAUAUAUCCAGUUGUGCCUGUACCUCAUUCCCUGUGUGUUACAAUAGCAAUCCUCAUUCAUUAUCUAUUUCUUUCCUCAUUUUUUUGGAUGAAUGUUAUGAGUUUAGACAUAUGGAGGACCUUUGGAGUGAAAGGGUAUUCUUCUGGUACAAGAUGUCAUUACUGGAAGUAUGCAAUCUAUGCUUGGGGAAUUCCAUUGCUGAUAGUUGUUCUUGCUGUUGUAUUUGAUAAUACCUCUACAUUUCCAAUGCACUUAAGACCAAAUUAUGCUGUACAUAAAAUGACUUGCUGGUUUGGAAGCCCACUCGGAUUGUUGAUAUAUUUUGUAGCUCCUAUGUUUGUAAUAGUUGUUAUAAAUAUUGUACUCUUUGGGAUAACUAUUUACAGACUAAAUGAAAUGAAACUCAGUAUAAAAUUCAUAAAAAGAAAAAGAAAAAAUGAAAACUGUGAAACAUCACAGUCAACUCGACAAACAAUGCCAGUGCAGGCAUCUGGAGGUAUUUCUGGCAACAGAGAUAAAAUACGUUUUUAUUUGUAUCUAAAACUAUUUAUUAUUAUGGGACUAACUUGGGUAUCAGGAAUAAUUGCAAUAUUCUCAGAGGUUGAGGCAGUUUGGUACAUUUUUGUUAUCUUAAAUGGUCUUCAGGGUACCUUUAUCUUCUUCAUGUUUGAUUUUAAACAAAAAAUUGGUAGCCUGUUAUGGGAAAAGUUGUUUGGUGGGAAAUUUGAACAACCAAAUUUUCUUAAAAACUUCAGUGUCUCAGGAAAGCAAGCAACAAAUACAAGAAGUACAGCAUCAUCACAGACAAAAUCAUGCAGUGUCAGCAGUUCACGUAGUGUCUCAUCUGACAAAAUGACUGUCCUAAGGAUGUCAUCAUCAGAAAAUAUGGAAUCAAAUAAGAGGAAACUGGAACCAGAAGAGAUUCCAUUGAAACUGGCUCCUAAAAAUGGAGGGAACAGCAGCUUCAACCUAGCAUUAAACCCUGCAUUCACUUCAGACUGAAACACAGAAGAUGAAAGUAUGGGGAGUUGUAGGCAAAUUCUUGUGGACAUUAUGCCAAGUUGUAUGGCUUGCACUGAGAUAGGAUAUGUGCAUCUUAUUGAUCUCAAGUUCUAAUUUAGUCAUGUGAAACCAAAGAGCUAUUAACAUUCUUAUUCUGAAAUGUUUCUUCAUAGACAACACAUAGAAUACUGUAGUUUGUUAUGUUCUAAUGGCCUAAAAUGGACAGACAAUGGGAAUUUGCUACAUGAGCUGUGCAAAUUCAGCAACUGUAAAUAGGGAGAUGUAAAUCUGUAGCAACAAAAUCAAAAAUUAUUACACGAUUUGUGCAUGGUCAGUCCUAUCUCAUCAUAUUUGUACAUUUGAGAGUCUGUUCAGUAUUAUAGCUUUGUGUUGUCUACAAAGUUUGAGAAAACAGCAACUGACUUUUAAACUAGAGUGUGUGUGUGUGUGUGUGUGUGUGUGUGUGUGUGUGUGUGUGUGUGUGCAUAAGUGUAUCAGUAAGUGUGAUGAAAGUUUCAUUUCUUUGAAUAGCGUAAUAUGUAAGAGAAUUUGACAAAUGAAAGACAGAAAGAAUGUGGAGUAAAUUGUUCAGAACUAACUGUGAGUAAUAAGAUUUAGUCACUUAUCACACUAAAUGUUUAUGCUAUUGCAAAUGAACAGUAAAAGACUCAUGAGUUUCCACACUAGAGACUUUUUUCCUUUGAUCUAGAAGACAAAAGCAUACAGAAAAGAUGCAUUUAAAAAUAGCCAAAAAAGAAUAAAAUUAUUGACAUCUGCAUGCUACAAGAAAAUGAUUAAUGCUCCAUAUUCUCACAGUCUGUAAUGGAAAAAAAUCUCUCCAAUUCGGAUUUAAUAACCAAGUUUCCAGUUUUACCUCCAUCUUUUAUAUUGCCCUGAAAAUUCUCCUUAUACUUUGUGGAGCUGAAAAUUAGGUCUUUUUUUUCCCAAUGUUUGGUUUUACAGGUGUUUCAUCAUUAACAGCUUAUACCUAAUAGGAUACAGUUAUUUUGAAAUGCAAACAAUCCCACUGGAUAAACAUCCGCAACUGAGCAUUAUAGCCAGAGGGUACGCCCCCCCCCCCCCUCCCCCCUCCCCCCUCCCCAAAUACUUAAAUACUUAAACCAGGACUAUUUUCAGGGUAUUACAUGCCUGUCAUUGAGUGUGAUACUGCAGAUGAAUAAGAGACCAAAUCUAAUAAUUUUUACACACAAUAGUACACUUGAGGCAUAUGGUUUUCCUUUUUGUUUUUUCAUGUGUACUAUAGCAUUCAUAAAAAUUAUUAUUAGCUUUGGCCUGAUGAAGGGCAUGUAAAAUACACACACGCAC
This is a messenger RNA of Schistocerca americana (American grasshopper), 4014 nucleotides long. RefSeq lists its product as uncharacterized. The record is from RefSeq and is a predicted model, not a curated record. Gene Ontology annotation, biological process: G protein-coupled receptor signaling pathway; cell surface receptor signaling pathway. Gene Ontology annotation, molecular function: G protein-coupled receptor activity. The transcript is spliced from 8 exons. Gene Ontology annotation, cellular component: membrane. NCBI's taxonomy places the organism in Eukaryota, Metazoa, Arthropoda, Insecta, Orthoptera, Acrididae. Bases 220 to 2688 code for a protein of 822 amino acids.